CCCAACUUUUCUUCUCUACCUUGCCUUCACAUUUCCAAACCCAAACUUUUCUCCAAAGCUUUGAUUGCUUCAACUUUUUCAAAUAUAAUAAUAUUUGUUGCCAGCUAUGGCAGCUGCUGGUAAACUCUCUGUCUCUUCGGUGAUAAUCAUGGUGAUGGUGGUAGUGUUAGCAGCCACCAUUUCCAACCCUGUUUCUGCAGAUCCAGAUCUGCUUCAAGACGUUUGUGUUGCUGAUCUCAAUUCUGCUGUGAAAAUGAAUGGUUUUGCAUGCAAGGCAAACUUCACCGCAACAGAUUUCUUCUUUGAAGGGAUAGCCAAACCAGGCCUAACCAACAACUCAAUGGGUUCACUAGUGACUCUAGCCAAUGUUAUGAAAAUCCCAGGGCUUAACACCCUGGGUGUGUCGAUGGCUCGCAUCGACUACGCCCCGGGGGGCCUCAACCCGCCCCACACCCACCCGCGUGCAACCGAGAUCAUCUUCGUGCUCGAAGGCGAAUUGGAUGUUGGGUUCAUCACCACUGCCAAUGUACUUGUUCCUAAGUCAUUGAAAAAGGGUGAUGUUUAUGUGUUCCCCAAAAGUUUGGUUCAUUUCCAGAAGAAUAAUGGGAAAGUUCCCGCCGCUGUGAUCGCUGCCUUCAAUAGCCAGUUGCAGGGCACUCAGGUCAUCGCCACCACGUUGUUCGCCGCUACACCGCCGGUGCCGGAUAAUGUGUUGGCUAUGGCUUUCCAGAUUGGUAACAAGGAGGUUGAUAAAAUUAAGUCAAAGUUUGCACCAAAGAGUUAAGGAGAGGGUACAUGGAGUGGUGGUGUGUUGUUUUAUUUUAUUUACUGUCUAUUGAUAAAAAAAUUGUGAGGGAGAAGAAAAAAAAAAUCUGUCUUCUGUAUGUGAAAAUCCAGAAAAUGUAGUAUUCCAUCUGUGAGAUGCUGUUGUUUUAAUUACCCAGAAAUAAGACAGGAGAGAUUUUCAUGUUGGUUGUCAC
This is a messenger RNA of Camellia sinensis, 980 nucleotides long. Its product is annotated as germin-like protein 5-1. Lineage: Eukaryota; Viridiplantae; Streptophyta; Magnoliopsida; Ericales; Theaceae. Gene Ontology annotation, molecular function: manganese ion binding. The record is from RefSeq and is a predicted model, not a curated record.